This is a messenger RNA of Nerophis lumbriciformis (worm pipefish), 647 nucleotides long. RefSeq names its product NADH:ubiquinone oxidoreductase subunit S4 (gene ndufs4). Gene Ontology annotation, cellular component: respiratory chain complex I. Lineage: Eukaryota; Metazoa; Chordata; Actinopteri; Syngnathiformes; Syngnathidae. The record is from RefSeq and is a predicted model, not a curated record. Gene Ontology annotation, biological process: electron transport chain.
GCGGCUGCCGUAUGUCGUUUUUGCGACUGCCGUAUGUCUGAUGACAACAAACAUGGCGUCCUCAAUGUCACUUCUCGGACUGGGACGUUUAUCCGUGCUCAACGCGGCUUCUAAAAUGUUCCCGAACCCUCUCAGGUCUACCAGCACAUCAACAUUGAGGCUGGCAGAGAAAGCAGGACAAGGCACGCAGCUUAUUACGGUUGAUGAGAAACUGGACAUCAGUGCUGUGACUGGAGUGCCAGAGGAGCAUAUAAAAACACGCAAAGUUCACAUCUUUGUGCCCGCCAAAACCGCCAUGCAGUCCGGAGUCAACACCACCAAGAAGUGGAAGAUGGAUUUUGACACCAGAGAGCGUUGGGAGAACCCGCUGAUGGGCUGGGCCUCAACCGCCGAUCCCCUAUCCAACAUGUUGCUCAGUUUCUCUUCCAAAGAAGAUGCCAUUGCCUUUGCGGAGAAAAAUGGUUGGAGCUACGAUAUCACAGAGAAACGCACCUCCAAGCCUCGUGUCAAAUCCUACGGAGCCAACUUCUCCUGGAAUAAGAGGACCAGAAGGUCCGCUAAGUGAACUCAAGACUCAUCUGUUAGUCGCCGCGGCGGACCUGUACAAUUCUUGUCAAUAAAUGCUUAAUCACACGUUUAAACCAAAA